Lottia gigantea (owl limpet) is the source of this 1185-nucleotide messenger RNA. RefSeq lists its product as hypothetical. Lineage: Eukaryota; Metazoa; Mollusca; Gastropoda; Lottiidae. Bases 1 to 1185 code for a protein of 394 amino acids. The record is from RefSeq and is a predicted model, not a curated record. The transcript is spliced from 4 exons.
AUGGCGGAUGUUGAAGUUUGUGAGAAAGAGGUUCAGACGUCUAAACCACCAACAGAUCGUCCUUCAAUUCAAACAGCGCCGUCAGCCGUGUCGGAUUUUUCCUAUAAAAGUUCUGAUACGAUGUCAGAGGGCAAGCUGGACUCGCUCUUCACAAACUCAAUGAAGAUUUUAGUACGAAGAGUCAAUGACAAAGAUGGCGAUUCUAGACGACCUUCAGCGGAUGUUCCUAUUGAACAUGCUCGAACAGGUCAGAAAUGUUCUGUUGCCGGAUGUACCGGUAUUGUUGGUAACCAUUCGGAUCUACCAGACGUCCAAUCACAUCUCGACAAUUAUUCUGCUCAGUCCGGAUACCUGGAUCGUCGCUCCAUAAAUUAUGCUCGCCAGUUUGAUCACGAUUCUGGGAACAAUGGCCGCCGUUCGGGACAACAAUCAAGAGCUAAUGGUAAAUAUAUAGACCAUCUAAAGAACACAGAACGGCAAUCAAAACCAAACCACUCUGAGUAUCGUCGGUUUAAUUCAGCCAGUACUGAUCACUCGUCACUCAGAUUGGAUGGAAUCUCAAAAUUACCUCGUGAUACAACACUUCAAGAUUUUAACCUUGGUUUCCUGAAGCAUGGGUCUGAUAGAGGAACGUCAGUCGACUCUUGGAGACCAUACAGACCAAUAUCUAAACCUCGACUAGCACUUACGAGGAGCAAAACGACCAUACCCUGUACAUCAUCAGCUUCCAGACAAUGCGACGCAUGCUCGGUCCGGGAUCUUCAAUCUUGGUUCAUUAUGAAUCCCGGAAAUGCGUCACCAAGAUCACCAAAUGAUGUCAUCAGUCCAACUAGAAUAACACGAGAGAAAUCGCAGGUGUUUUUACUGAAUAAACAACCUAAACUAGAUUGUAUAGGACAGAAUAUGGCAGAAGUUAUGUUACCAAUGACAACCGUUCCCAAGAAAGGUUUGAUUAAGCUCACGUAUAUGGAUGAAGACAUCUCAGAUCGAGAGGGUACAUUCCAUAAAGGUAAAGAAAGAAAUCGAAGAUGGCGGGAACCACUACGGCCAUUAAUUAAGAAUAAAAGAAUAUUGGAAGGAAUUAAAGAAAGUUAUAAUAUAUUACUAGAGAAAGAACGAUUAGAGUCCGAACAAGUCCAGAGAUUACUCAAUCAGGAUCAGCCUGUACAUCUAGCUGCUCUUUGA